AUGGGAUCGUGUUCCAGAGCCUCUACCUCGACCCUUUUCAACAUAACAGAAAACGUUCUACAAGCGACUCAUUCCGUGUCCCCCGUAUUUCCCCCACUGCAAGCCGCUUCUGCACUUGUAAUCUAUAUUCAAGAUAGUCUCCACCUAUUUAGGAGCAACAAAGAGCAAAUUAGAUCCCUUGCAGAGUAUUGCACUCGACUGUCGCAAGAGCUAUCAUCGACCAUCGAUGGUAGCAAAACCACGAAAUAUGUCGAAGUCAUUAAAAAUAUUCAGCAAUAUCUCGAGUCUGUAGCCCGCAAACCCUCAGUUGUGCGAUACCUCGAGCGCAAAACUGUCGCGGCCAAUCUCCAGUCAUUUCGUGAUGAAUUGUGGCAGGAGUUCCUGGUAUUCAGCAUGUCUGCAACAAUCGACCUCCAGUCCCACCAACAAGCGUUCGAAGUAGCACGCAAACAAGAUGAGCGAGAUACGCAGGAGCUGAUAAAAAAGCUGGCAGAGGACGUUCAUAACACAGCAGCGGGCACAAAACAGCUUGCUUCGGCUUUAAGUUUGCCUUCUCGUCAAGGACCAGACAAACAACGGCAGAUUCUUCAAGAACUGCAGGUCCGUGUAUUAGACUCUAAUCGGCCAGAAGCAGAGGCUGUUGUCCUGAGGGAAAGCAUCCGUCUCGCCCAAAUAUGCGUGGCGCCAAACUAUCGGUGGUACUCCAACACCUUCAACGAGGAACAUGCGCUGUCCGAAAUCAAAGACGCGUUGUCGCUGUGCGUGGACGACAUUGCGCGGGACCUUUCGGAGUCUGGCCUUCUCCCCCGCAUGACGACAAUCGAUAUAAGGCAUGCCCGCAACGAGUUCGAGAAGGUAACGCAUCUCUUUCGCGCCUUGGACAGUCGCGCGGGGGAUGUUGUUCUCAUUCGUGCCUUCCAACUCGCGUUGGUGAGUCCUCGGACGGAUGGAAGAAUGGAUUCGUUCGUAAAGCCAGGGCUGCUGGCUCAAAUAUUCGUCUAA
Messenger RNA from Mycena indigotica, 1002 nucleotides. RefSeq lists its product as uncharacterized. The record is from RefSeq and is a predicted model, not a curated record. The transcript is spliced from 6 exons. Bases 1 to 1002 code for a protein of 333 amino acids. NCBI's taxonomy places the organism in Eukaryota, Fungi, Basidiomycota, Agaricomycetes, Agaricales, Mycenaceae.